Molecule: messenger RNA, 1973 nt
Organism: Sciurus carolinensis (gray squirrel)
Lineage: Eukaryota; Metazoa; Chordata; Mammalia; Rodentia; Sciuridae
Gene: Meis3
Product: Meis homeobox 3
Exons: 13
Coding region: 389-1525 (378 amino acids)
Biological process (GO): positive regulation of cell population proliferation; eye development; animal organ morphogenesis
Molecular function (GO): RNA polymerase II cis-regulatory region sequence-specific DNA binding; DNA-binding transcription activator activity, RNA polymerase II-specific
Source: RefSeq, a predicted model, not a curated record
GCGGGAGAGGGGAGCGAGCGCCGGCACCGCGCCGGCCGCCGCCGCCGGACCCGCCGCUGGGAGCCGCCCCCGCCGCUGCCCCGGCCGCGGGCCGCUCCGCUGGGCCGCGUCCUCGCACCGGCACCGCGCGGCCACGGGCCCCGGGGCGGGGGCCUCGGGCGACCCUCGCCGCGGCUGCCCCCGCGAUGAGCCCCCGGCUGUGACCCCGCGGGGGCGGGCCGGGUCCAUGCUCCGCGCCGCCGCCCCGCCCGGCGCCUGCCGCUGACGGCGGCGGGUGGGGGGCCCGGCACCCACCUCCUGCCGUCCCCGGGGGGCUGCCGCCCCGGGCUGCGCCCUCCCCACCCGCCAGGCUCUGGAAGGACCCUGGAGCGGCCGCUGGCAUCAGCCCAUGGCCCGGAGGUACGAUGAGCUGCCCCACUACCCAGGCAUCGUGGACGGGACAGCAGCCCUGGCUGGCUUCUCUGAGGCAGUGCCCUCAGCACCCCGGGCCCCUGGGCCCUAUGGCCCCCACCGGCCUCCCCCGCCCCCGCCCCCAGGCUUGGACAGCGAUGGCCUGAAGAGGGAGAAGGAUGAGAUCUAUGGACACCCGCUCUUCCCACUGCUGGCCUUGGUCUUUGAGAAAUGUGAGCUGGCCACAUGCUCGCCCCGAGACGGGGCCAGCCCUGGGCUGGGCACACCCCCCAGCAACGACGUCUGCUCCUCUGACUCCUUCAAUGAGGACAUUGCUGCCUUUGCCAAACAGAUCCGCUCCGAGAGGCCUCUCUUCUCCUCCAACCCAGAGCUGGACAACCUGAUGAUCCAGGCCAUUCAGGUGCUCCGGUUCCACCUGCUGGAGCUGGAGAAGGUCCACGACCUGUGCGACAACUUCUGUCACCGCUACAUCACCUGCCUCAAGGGAAAGAUGCCCAUCGACCUGGUCAUCGAGGAUCGGGAUGGCGGCUGCAGGGAGGAUCUUGAGGACUAUCCAGCCUCCUGCCCCAGUCUUCCAGAGCAGAAUAACACAUGGAUCAGAGACCAUGACGACAGUGGGUCUGUACAGCUGGGGACUCCAGGUCCAUCCAGCGGGGGCCUGGCCUCCCAGAGUGGGGACAACUCCAGCGACCAAGGAGAUGGGCUGGACACAAGUGUGGCCUCUCCCAGCUCUGGGGGAGAGGAUGAGGAGCUGGACCAGGAGCGGCGGCGGAAUAAGAAGAGAGGGAUCUUCCCCAAGGUGGCGACCAACAUCAUGAGAGCCUGGUUGUUCCAGCACCUCUCGCACCCAUACCCCUCAGAGGAGCAGAAGAAACAGCUGGCACAGGACACGGGGCUCACCAUCCUGCAGGUCAACAACUGGUUCAUUAAUGCCCGGAGACGCAUCGUGCAACCCAUGAUCGAUCAAUCCAACCGCACAGGGCAAGGUGCAGCCUUCAGCCCAGAGGGCCAGCCUAUGGCGGGCUACACGGAGACUCAGCCACAUGUGACUGUCAGGCCACCGGGCUCAGUGGGAAUGAGUCUGAACUUGGAAGGAGAGUGGCAUUAUCUAUAGAGGCUGAAUCCAGGAGUACCCCAGCCUCCAGACGUGACCACCAGCCUGUGCCCAUUUGGUCCCUGCCAGGCCCUCUGGCUUCAGGACUCCAGCUCCAAAGGCCCCUCCACUAAAUGCCUACCUCCCUGGGGCCCCACCGGGACAUGGGGACCUGAGCAUCCACUUGAGGGUCUCUCAAGGACAAAGACAAGACCUCCAGGCCCUGUACCCACGUCUGCCUUCACCUCUCCCUGGGACCUGAGCUGAGAACCUGGGCGUGGUCUGCAGAAGAUGGUGGCCAGGGCCCCACCUCCAGGACAGAGAAGGGACUGGGAGUGGGCUGGGGCCAUCGGGGAAGGAGGGUCACCUGGAUCCGACGUUUUGGAGAGACUCCUUCAUCCUCCCACUCCAUCCCCCUUCUCCCUCCCCUACCUCCCUUCUCUGAUAUCUUCUACUUUUUUUUUUUAAA